CCGGUGAUUCCGCGCAUGCGCAGUGCGCUGCAUUGUGCUGGGCAAGAUGGCGUUGAGUAAAACGUUCGGUCAGAAACCGAUUAAAUUCCAGUUGGAGCAGGAUGGAGAUUUCUAUAUGAUCGGUUCAGAGGUAGGAAACUACCUGCGUAUGUUCAGAGGGUCACUGUACAAGAGGUACCCAUCCUUGUGGCGACGGCUUGCGUCAGUGGAGGAGAGGAAAAAGAUCGUAGCAUCAUCACACGGUUAUUGUUACACAACUUUAGCCACCAGUGUGACUCUGCUGAAAGCGUCUGAGUGCGAGGAGAUCUUUGAGGGGAACGAUGAGAAAUACAAGGCAGUGUCCAUCAGCACGGAACCUCCAGCCUAUCUCAGAGAGCAGAAAGCGAAGAGGAACAGCCAAUGGGUUCCAACCCUCCCCAACAGCUCUCACCACCUGGAUGCUGUGCCUUGCUCCACUACAAUCAACAGAAAUCGCAUGGGACGGGACAAGAAGAGGACGUUUCCCCUGUGUUUUGAUGACCAUGACCCAGCGGUGAUCCACGAAAACGCCUCUCAGUCAGAAGUGCUGGUUCCUAUCAGAUUGGACAUGGAGAUAGAUGGCCAGAAGCUCAGAGACGCUUUCACCUGGAACAUGAAUGAGAAACUGAUGACCCCAGAGAUGUUCGCAGAGAUCCUGUGUGAUGAUCUGGACCUGAACCCCCUGACUUUCGUCCCAGCCAUCGCUUCUGCCAUUCGACAGCAAAUAGAGUCCUACCCCACUGACAGCAUACUGGACGAGCAGACUGACCAGAGGGUCAUCAUCAAGCUAAACAUCCAUGUGGGGAACAUUUCCCUGGUGGACCAGUUUGAGUGGGACAUGUCAGAGAAGGAGAAUUCUCCUGAAACCUUUGCUCUGAAGCUGUGCUCUGAGCUGGGGCUCGGAGGAGAAUUCGUCACCACCAUCGCCUACAGCAUCCGCGGCCAGCUCAGCUGGCAUCAGAGGACGUACGCCUUCAGUGAGAACCCCCUGCCAACGGUAGAGAUCGCUAUUCGGAACACAGGCGAUGCCGACCAGUGGUGCCCCCUGCUGGAGACCCUGACAGACGCUGAGAUGGAGAAGAAGAUCAGAGAUCAGGACAGAAACACGAGGCGCAUGCGACGACUUGCCAACACCGCCCCCGCCUGGUAGAGGGACGGCACUACUACUCAAUAAGCUUAGAGCCUCCAAUGGGCUUCAGAAUCUGCUGGAGCUUCCCGUCACUGAUUAACACACUCUGGGUCACAUUCCUCCAUCCUCCUGACCUCCACAGCCCCAACAUACACACAUUACACACACACACACACACACACACACGAGAAAUAGACGCUGAACCUCAGUGGCAUCUGGCAUCAGAUAGAAAAAGACAUUCAGCCAGAGUUACACUGGGGUUUUCACUUUCACUGAUUCAUGAUUGAGGUGGAAGUGAAUUUCACACUGUAACUGUUACUGUGGUCUGACUGUAGAUGUGGUUGUGAUCAUUGGGACGUAGACACAUCCUGCAGGAGAAGGACAUUUAUGACGUUAUUGUGCUUUUUAUUUGUCAGAAGGUGCUGAGGCAUUCAAUGUAUUUGACUUGCAUUUUUAAAAUAAAAUCAACUUAGUAUUAAA
Messenger RNA from Astyanax mexicanus (Mexican tetra), 1627 nucleotides. It is a transcript of the gene smarcb1b, whose product is annotated as SWI/SNF related, matrix associated, actin dependent regulator of chromatin, subfamily b, member 1b. The coding region runs from base 47 to 1168 and encodes 373 amino acids. Gene Ontology annotation, molecular function: transcription coregulator activity. Gene Ontology annotation, cellular component: nucleus; nuclear chromosome. Gene Ontology annotation, biological process: chromatin remodeling; regulation of transcription by RNA polymerase II. The transcript is spliced from 9 exons. Lineage: Eukaryota; Metazoa; Chordata; Actinopteri; Characiformes; Acestrorhamphidae. The record is from RefSeq and is a predicted model, not a curated record.